This is a messenger RNA of Hibiscus syriacus, 435 nucleotides long. RefSeq lists its product as uncharacterized. Bases 124 to 393 code for a protein of 89 amino acids. NCBI's taxonomy places the organism in Eukaryota, Viridiplantae, Streptophyta, Magnoliopsida, Malvales, Malvaceae. The record is from RefSeq and is a predicted model, not a curated record. The transcript is spliced from 2 exons.
GGGAGGGCAAGGGAAAGAACACCAAGAAUUCAGAUCAAUACACCCAUUGUUUGCUUCUUCACUUUGAUCUAACCUUGAUUUUCUCAAGUGUUGCGUCGACUAAGGACCAUUAGUCUCUAAGCUAUGGUUCUCGACAGCAUUGUAUCUUCUCCCCAUCGAAGGACAGGAUCGAUGAGGAAGCAAUUCCCAAAAGAUGAGUUGGGUAGCUGGUCAACACUUGUUCAGAGGCAUAGAUUCCUCUCAACAGCUUUGACACUCUUAGCAUUCCUAUGUACCAUUUACCUUUACUUCGCCAUUACUUUAGGGGCAACGGACACAUGUUCCGGCGUGACAGGAACGCAGAAAGCAUCAUGUAAACUGCAGCAUGCGAGGUUGAUUCUAUCCCAAAAUUGAAAAUAUAAAAAGGUUUAAUGAAAGAGUAAAAUUUUAUUUUAA